Molecule: messenger RNA, 1002 nt
Organism: Henningerozyma blattae CBS 6284
Lineage: Eukaryota; Fungi; Ascomycota; Saccharomycetes; Saccharomycetales; Saccharomycetaceae
Gene: OAC1
Product: Oac1p
Exons: 1
Coding region: 1-1002 (333 amino acids)
Biological process (GO): transmembrane transport
Source: RefSeq, a predicted model, not a curated record
AUGAAAAAUAAUGGCAACGAAAAAAUAGAGAUCAGUAAUGUGGGAUCUUUCAUGGCAGGUGGUUUAGCAGCAUGUAUAGCUGUUACAUUGACAAAUCCUAUUGAAGUGGUGAAGACAAAGAUGCAACUUGCUUCUAAACAUACACAUUCAGGAGCUAAAGUUUUACAAAGUGCUGUCAAUAAUAGUGUUCAAGUCAUUUCUCGAAAUCCUAUUAAAGUAAUGAGCGACACUUGGAAAGCAGGUGGUAUGAGAGCUGUUCAAAGGGGUUUGAUUGCCGCAUAUUUAUACCAAUUAAGUAUGAAUGGUAUAAGGUUAGGGCUAUAUGGGCCUGUUGCACAGGAAGUACCAGCUAUGGUAGCAGGUGCUAUUGUAGGCUCUGCAGGUGCAUUUUUUGGAGCUCCUUUACAACUUGCCAAGACUAGAUUACAAGCGCAAGCAUUACAUUCAGGAACAAAAUCUACACAUAAAGGUGGAGCAUGGGUUGUACUUAAAAAUGUAUAUGCAGCAAGAGGUAUUACUGGGUUAUGGAGAGGUGUUAAUGUAGGUAUGGUUAGAUGUACUGCUGGUUCAUGUGUUCAACAACCUGCAUAUUUUGCUGUUAAAGGAUGGUUUAGUAAUAAAUAUGGUUGGAAAGAUAGUAUACCUUUACAUUUUCUUUCUAGUGCCAUUGCUGGUUUGGCAGUUGGGUUUGCCAUUAACCCUUGGGAUGUUGUAUUAACUCAUAUGGUAGCUCAUCCUGGUAGUAGUAAAGGUGGGAUGAUCGCAUGUAUGGCAAAUAUUAUUACACAUGAGGGACCUAUGGCAUUAUUUAAAGGUAUUGAAGCUCAAUUAUUAAGGAUUGCACCUCAUACAGUUCUAUGUUUGGUAUUUUUGGAACAAACAAAACGUUAUAUUGGAACUUUUGAAAAUAAAAUUCAUAAAUCUUCUAAAUUUGAAGCUGCAGAACCUUUAGCAAUUAUUACACCAUCAAAUAUCAAAGUCAACUCAACUGACAUUGCAUAA